This is a messenger RNA of Aspergillus niger, 1233 nucleotides long. RefSeq lists its product as hypothetical. The transcript has 2 exons. The coding region runs from base 1 to 1233 and encodes 410 amino acids. Lineage: Eukaryota; Fungi; Ascomycota; Eurotiomycetes; Eurotiales; Aspergillaceae. The record is from RefSeq and is a predicted model, not a curated record.
AUGAAAGGAGCCGCCUUCCUCGUCUUCCCCGCCUCCACACUGGCCGGAUCCGUACUGUGGAGCGGCAUCUUCAACUCGUCCUAUACUGUCGCUGACUUUGACGAAUGGUCAUGGAGCAACCAAAUCGCCCCCUGGCAAUGGUACAUCCACGGCGACGGCAAAACGUCCGAAUACCUAGCCCUAUCCAGCGACUACAAGAACCCGGCAGCGAGCGAUGCCCAGGGUCUGCAGACUAGACUUGUACUUCCCCCACCCCACGCUCACAAUACCUUCUCCCACUCUACUAAUACAAUGAAUGAACAGGAUAGUACCUCCUUCUGGGAAGGCCAAUCAAUGCAACGCACCGAACUCAUCCCCCAAAUGUCCCCCUCCAGCUCCGCCUCCGACCUCGGCUCCGGCCAUCUCUACUACCACUUCUCUCUGUCUGCCAGCAGCACCAACCCUCCUUCGUCGUCGAGCGAGCACCAAAUCGCCUUCUUCGAGAGCCAUUUCACGGAGCUGCAGUACCAGGAUAACACGCUGAAGUGGAAUGCCGGCGGGGAUACGCAUUACUCUGUGGAGCUUGAGACGGGCAAGUGGUACAACUUUGCGUAUGAUAUUGAUUUCGAUAAUCAGAAGGUUGGGCUUUGGGCGUCGAAUGGAUCGGAUGCGUUGACGGAGGUGGUUAGUCCUGUUAGUGCGAGUGCGAGCUCGAAUGGGGAGGACUUCCAUGUGGGUGUGUUGAGUUUGACGGGUGAUGGGACGGAGGAUUGGUUCUGGAGUGGGGUUUAUAUUGAGAAGGGCGAUUUGACGAAGAGUAUUGGGGAUGGUAGUAGCAGUGAGAGCUCUUCGAGUGGUAGUGCUACUACUACGGCUCAGGCUGUGGAGAGUACUUCGAGUGCUGCCGCUGCUGCUACUUCUGCUGCCACUACUUCCGUCGAGGCUACCACUGCUGCCGCUGCUACCCCUACUCAGAAUGUGGCUGUUGCUUCGUCGUCUACUACUUCCGCUUCGACUACCUCCGCUGCUACUACCAGCUCCGAGUCGACUGCCGCGGCUACCCCCUCUGCUUCCAACCCUGUCAUCGCUACGCCCUCUGCUGCUCCCUCUGCUGCUCCCUCUGCUGCUGCUGCCUCUGGAUCUGCCGCUCUUCCCGUGCCUACUACUGCCUCUCAGAUCCUGACUGAUGUGCGCGCCCUCUUGACUGCGCUUCUGGCUCGGCAGGGAGUGCAUGCCCGUGACUUUGCUGUUUAG